Brachypodium distachyon (stiff brome) is the source of this 2077-nucleotide messenger RNA. RefSeq lists its product as uncharacterized. Gene Ontology annotation, cellular component: AP-5 adaptor complex. Lineage: Eukaryota; Viridiplantae; Streptophyta; Magnoliopsida; Poales; Poaceae. The record is from RefSeq and is a predicted model, not a curated record. The transcript has 16 exons. The coding region runs from base 88 to 1806 and encodes 572 amino acids.
UUAUUGGGGUCAAAGCCCAAAGCUUCUCCAUCUCUAACCCAGUAGCCACUAGCCAGACUGCCAGAGGCAAACACGACGGCGACGGCCAUGGCCUCGCCGAAGCUCGCCGCCGGCGACGGCAGCUACGACUUCCACCUCCGCUCGCUCUCCGCCGCAUCACGGGACUCCGCCGCGGCCGCCGAUCCCGCCUCCGACCCCAACCUCCUCCAGUCCGUGAGGAGGGUGUGCGAGAUGUGCAAGGAGGCCAAGGGGGACAACGACGAGAUGGUGGCGCGGGCGUUCCCGGUCAUCAGCAAGCUGUUCCAGCGCUGUGCCACCGCGCCUACGCUGUCCACGGCCUCCAGAGGCGUGCUGCUGCUUACAAUUCUGCAGUUCUUCCUGGACUUUGGGGAGGCGGUCUUGCACGAUACCGAUGGUAGCUUGAGAACCUUCUUCCGCUCUUGCUUGAGUAGGGAGUUUGCAGAUCCAAUUGUUGCAGAACGUACGCUUGAAUUCCUGAUAGCAAACAAGACAAAGAUCCUGAGCUGUUUUCCCACCUUGGUUCCACAGUACUUCCCAUUGCUGCUGAAGUUAAUUGCAUCAAAUGGUGAGAGGUUGGAUAAGAAGUUUUCAGAAUUGCUUCCAUUAAUGAUGUCAGCAGGAUCCUUUCUUCCUCUCUUCCUGUCCCUUAUGGAUCUGCCAAUGUUAGUGGUAGCAUUGGAAAAGGUGGAAAGAAGUUCUGGAACUCUCAUCGGUAGUAGUAUAGCUACUAUACAGAAGAGUGCUGCUCCUGAGAUGCUCCUCGCACUAAUGGACGAGGCAUAUACUGGGUCUGCAAUAGAAGAUCAAAGUGGCAAUUCAGGUUCUGAUGAUAGUGGUCCUCUAGACCUUGCUGACCCGUUGUUCCUUGACCUUCUAAAAGAUGAGAAUGAUGGCAUUGCUGCAAAACAUUGGACAUCUCCUACAAUAUCUUCAACCUUACAAGCGGCACUUAACAGCCCGCAAUCGGACAGAUUAAAACAGUCAUUGAAAAUGGCCCCUCGCUUUCUUACUGUGUAUUUCGCCACAGCUUUGCGGGACGUCAACAAUUCACUCUUGUGUGCUCUGAUUCCAGUAGUUAUGUCAAGAUAUGCUGCAAUGUUCCCUGACAAGGAUUUCUCUUUCGAGGUCAGGAAAAGGCUUUCGGAUUUCUUAUUGGCUGCAUUCCAGCGCUCCCCUGACAUUAUUGCACUACUAAAGAAGCCUAUUACUGAUAGACUUGGGGAGGCCCAUGCUAACCCUGCAAAGACAGAAUUAGCUUUGCAUUUGUGUUGGGCCAUUGGUGAGCAUGGAGCAGGAGGCAUAAACCACAAAGAUGUAGCUCGUGAACUAUUUGAAAAUUUGGAGUUGCUAUUAUAUGAAAAUCUGGCAACUAGUCGUUUGGGAUUAAGUCAGGAACCAGGAUUUGAUUCUAUGGGUGCAACUUCUAGGAAGUCAUCCCAAGCUAGGCUUCUCUGCUUUGUGGUGACUGCCAUUGCGAAGCUAGCAACAUGUCAUAAUGAGUUGCUUCCAAGGGCACGCGUAUCUUUGGCCAAGGUUGCUCGGUCCAGGACCUCAGACAGGAGAGUCUGGCAACGUGCCUGUGACUACUUAGGGCUCAUGAAUGAACCUGCCAUUUGUUUAUCUGUACUGGGACCAUCCACUGCCCAAGGAAAUGGUCCUGGCAUUGUGAACUGGAGGGAAGGAGGGACGAAGAUGGUAGCUCACAUUCCAUUUUACCUUUUAGCCGCACAAAAAGGUCCACCUUGUCAUGACUUCUCAUACGCCGACCUACUCCCCGCAGAAUGAAAAUCCCUCCAUGAGUAGCAAUGAUUCUCUCGCAGACACCAUGUGCACAGAGAUCAUUGGUGAUCAUAGCGUGCUGAAGAUCCAGUGCAGAUGAUGCUUUUUCUUAUCCGGUUCUUUCCUUUUCCAAUCUCGCCGGUCCUGUACUGUUUCAGAAGCACUCGAUUGUGUAUACGUGGAACGGUUUGUCACAACCGUACAUCUUCUGAAUGUGAAGCAGUGUUAUACAUUCAGAUCUUCUAAUACUGAUGCUGUAGUGAUGACAUCUUCUGAU